Lolium rigidum is the source of this 435-nucleotide messenger RNA. RefSeq lists its product as uncharacterized. The coding region runs from base 1 to 435 and encodes 144 amino acids. The record is from RefSeq and is a predicted model, not a curated record. Lineage: Eukaryota; Viridiplantae; Streptophyta; Magnoliopsida; Poales; Poaceae. The transcript has 3 exons.
AUGAGGUGCGCCACGGUGGCUGUCGUCAUUGCCUUCACCGUCCUUGCCAUCGCCGCUGCAUCCACGGGCGCCACUGCCGCCGGCAGGGGGAAGCCGUGCGCUCCCGCUUCCGGCGGCGUGUACAUCGUGACGGUGAAGCCCUCGGCCGGCGCCAUCGACAGCCGAGCGUACUAUAUAAGCAUCCUCGCCGCCGUGGUUGGAAGGUAUACAUAUCAAAGAGCAUUUCCUAUCGUCCGAGCUAGAGAGUUCUUUUUUCUUCUUCUGAGCAGUUCUAAGGCGGAGGAGGCGUUGAUCUACAGCUAUACGACAGCACUCAGCGGGUUCGCGGCGAAGCUCACGCCGGCGCAGCUCGCCGUGUUGCGGAAGCACCCUGACGUCCUCCAGGCUCUGCCUGACGUGAAGUACUCCCUUCAUGAUCACGACAAUCUAAACUGA